Molecule: messenger RNA, 1037 nt
Organism: Perognathus longimembris pacificus (Pacific pocket mouse)
Lineage: Eukaryota; Metazoa; Chordata; Mammalia; Rodentia; Heteromyidae
Gene: Cskmt
Product: citrate synthase lysine methyltransferase
Exons: 2
Coding region: 110-853 (247 amino acids)
Molecular function (GO): S-adenosylmethionine-dependent methyltransferase activity
Source: RefSeq, a predicted model, not a curated record
GACCUGUGUCCGCGUUUCUGACGUCCCAGGCUCCGGCCACGUGGAGUUAGACCUUCCGGUGAACCUCGGGAACCUGGUCAAGUGCGGGCGACCUUGCGGGGACCUCCGGAUGGCCGCGCUGGUGGCCCGAGCUCGCCGGGUGUUGGCGGGUAGGAGGUUGAAACGCAGCACCCGGUACCCUCCAACUGCAUCCACAGGCUCUCUGGCCGGUAGCUGCCUGGCCGACCGCCGCCUCUGGGAUCAGCUUCACACCCGGCCGCGUCUGGCUGGUGUCCCCACUUUCGACUGGUUUUUUGGAUAUGAGGAAAUCCAGGAACUUCUCUUCCCUCUCCUGCAAAAGGCACGAGCCACUGCUCCUCUGCGGGUGCUGGAUGUGGGCUGUGGGACCUCUAGCCUCAGCGCAGGCCUCUAUACCAAGUCCCCAUACCCCGUGGAUGUAUUAGGUAUAGACUUUUCUCCUGUGGCUAUCGCUCACAUGAAUGGCCUCCUGGAGGGUGGCCAAGACCAAGCACCCCUAUGCCCUGGGCACCCUGCCUCUUGCCUCUGCUUCAUGCAAGCUGAUGCCCAGAACAUGGUGCCUAUUGCUCCCUCGGGUUCCUUCCACCUCGUGUUGGACAAAGGCACUUGGGAUGCGGUCGCUCGAGGUGGUCUGCCUGGGGCAUAUCAGCUACUAUCAGAAUGCCUGAGGGUCCUAAGCCCUGAAGGCACCUUGAUUCAGUUCUCUGACGAAGACCCUGAUGUGCGACUGCCCUGCUUGGAGCAAAGGUCCUGUGGCCGGACAGUGACUGUGCAGGAGCUGGGUCCUUUCAAGGGCAUUACCUACUUUGCUUACUUGGUAAAGGGCUCUUGUUAAUGGUGUUCUAUCUUUGCAAUAUGCAUGGCUACACAUGGGGAGUGCUCCAUGCAGAUGCUCGAGGCUGUCUAAAGUCUGCCUAGUAACUGGCACACCUGGCCACACUUCAGUCCCACCCUUGCCCUAGAGUCAUGGGUGGGCGGUAGGUCAGCCCUUCUCUCCAUCUAUGUGUCAUCUCGGCCAC